This is a messenger RNA of Histoplasma mississippiense, 1101 nucleotides long. RefSeq lists its product with no specific name. NCBI's taxonomy places the organism in Eukaryota, Fungi, Ascomycota, Eurotiomycetes, Onygenales, Ajellomycetaceae. The record is from RefSeq and is a predicted model, not a curated record. The coding region runs from base 1 to 1101 and encodes 366 amino acids. The transcript has 7 exons.
AUGGGGCUCUUUGAACACAUCUGGUAUUUCCUUGGAGCACUUUAUCUGGAGCGGAGGAACUUCGACUGUACUGCCACAACAUUCAUGGAUGAAGGGACGACUGAGGCGGAUGAUGCGCUGUAUUGUCCAUCAAUGGCGCAGCUUGUUGUAUUCAUUGCUCUCACCAAGUUUGUCAAGCUGGUUGGCCAUUAUCAUCGGCAUCCUUGGGAUCUUUUCCUGUCGCCUGUCUCCAUCCUCUUUGGCUACCUCCACAGUUUGAUAAAGACAUACUCCCUAUUCACCCUUAAGGCCACAUGGGGCAAUCGAGAGGGUGCUGACACCCUGAUGAUCUCACUAUGUUCUUCUGGAGACCAUUCGGACUGCUUGCGGGCCGGAACUUGGGAUGCAUUGUUCUGGAUGUCAGGUGCCAUUGGUCGCAUCACAAAGCUCAGAGAGAUAAAAAUGGUGCCUACACACAGAGCGGAAAUUCCUGACAUCUACACUGCUACAACUUCUACGACACCACUCUCCCUUAUACAAUACAUUUAUUUCAUUGAGACAGGCAUGUCGGAACCCGCCCCAAACAUAGUCAGACUGACUAGUGACGUGACUGAGAUACUGGGCCUCGGGGUCAUUUCUUUCUGGCUGAGUGAUUAUGAACUCGAUAAUGAUGACGAUAAGUACAACGCGAUUCUUGAGGAGGUCGAUGGGCGGCUGUUUGGUGAUGACUGCCUGUUUGUGGGGAUAUACAUGCCUUCGAUUAUGCCAACACCAGCUUAUGUUCAUGACUACGAUACGCCUGAUAUCUGGGAUACUGGCCGUGCGGUCAUAGCGAGAUACAGGCGCGUGGAUGGUGGCUUGGAAAUUGUGAGAGAUGCGGCAGGGGCGAAGAUCGUGGACCUGUUUGUCUUGCCCUGGAGUCGCCAGGAACGAGUCGCCAAGGAACGCCUGAUGGAGAGACACACACUCGCGCCAGUUCUCUGCAUUGGUGAUUGGCGGUUGGUGCGCUUCAUGCAAAGAUUUCAUGAGGACAUGGCAGGCCGCCAGCUGGGGCUUUUGGCAAUAUGGCAGCAGGUGGAACGUGCACUGGACGUGAAGGAGGAUAUGUGGAUACAUGACUGA